Bursaphelenchus okinawaensis is the source of this 498-nucleotide messenger RNA. The record is from the annotation of a GenBank genome assembly. NCBI's taxonomy places the organism in Eukaryota, Metazoa, Nematoda, Chromadorea, Rhabditida, Aphelenchoididae.
AUGAAACUCCUAACGUUAUUAACGCUGCUUAUUGGUGUGGUUGCGGCUCAAUGGGGUAAUUCGUUUGGUGGAGGACCUUACGGCGGUGGCGGGCCGUAUGGUGGAGGAAUGGGUCCUUACGGUGGCGGAAUGGGACCUUACGGUGGAGGAAUGGGACCUUACGGCGGUAGACAAUUUGGCGGCAUGUAUGGAGGCCGCGGAGGAAUGGGUGGUUUUGGUCAACGCGGUUUUGGAGGAGGUCGAGGUUUUGGCGGUCAACGAGGAUUCGGCGGAGGUCCAGGUUUUGGCGGAGGCAUGGGAAUGGGAGGAAACCCUGGGUAAGUGCUUAUACAUAACUCAAAUGUGUUCGUCUAAUGUAUGAACAGUCACCUGCUUGCAUACGCAUACCUAAACUUUUAAUGUAACAAACAAUGGUAAAAUUUCUCAAAAUUGUUAUAUUUUAGCGCUGCCAUUGGAUCAAUGCUAGGAGCGCAAGUUGGUUCAAUGUUGUUUGGUUAA